AAUAUUUUUUUUGACUUUAAAAUACUUGUAAAAGAUGAAAUUAUUCCUUGUCAUCGUUGCGUGCUGGCAGCAUGCAGUGACUUUUUCAGGUAAUGUUGCUUGUAGUAUGAUUUUGAAGGGAAUGGAUAUUUUUAUGUUCUUGGUAGGGAAAAUAUAACCAUAUAUAUUUAUAAAAUAGAUCAGCAUGACUUGUAUUUAUUCUUAGUUUUGAGUAUUAUAUUAAAGAUCGUUAAAUUUAUGCAUGUAAUACAUAUGUAUUAUAACCAUAUAUGUAAGCUAUGUAUACUUUCAUUAGGAUUCUAAUCUGGGCCUAAAUUUAGACAUGCAUAUUAGAAAAAGUAGAAUGGCUCUGAAUCUGAAGUGCACAUGCAGAUCAUGAAUAUAUUUUAUAUUAUAGUAAAUUAGUCCACAACAUUAUAGAAUAAACUUCAUAAUAAAUUUUACAAUUUUUCUGAUGCGUUAAGAAGGGAGAUGUUUGGUUUAAAUGUAACUUAAAAUCUAAGGUUGAUUUUUAUUUUUUUCUUAUUUUUUACAAAUUUGUCCAAAUGUCAAAUUCAGCACCCAGACAAUAAAUGGGUUGGUCAACUUUCCUUAUGGUACCAGGAUUUAUAAAGGUUAAUGAAUUAUUUUUGCUCAUCCAUAUAAAGGAUAUAGCUUUUCUAUUACAACAUGACUAAUCUUCAUUACCAAAGAAUCUUGUUAAUCUUUGUUCUAGUAAGGCACAAAUAUGCAAAUCUACACUGAAAGUAUAUUUCCAGGUAUACUGUUCACUGAAGCACAAAACAUGUUUUUCUUUGCUGAGGAAUUAAAACUACUGAAAAUGAGGUAAUAUUAUCAAGAAGGCAAAAGCGGAGUAACAUAUCAUUGCCUAGCCCAGCCCCUGCCAUGAACUGAAGCUCUGAGAUGCUCAAGCCAUGUUUGAAGUUAACAUGAAAGAAAGAGAUGAUGGGAGCGUUACUAUAAGUAAUUUGUCACCUAAGGCAGUGAAGGCUUUUCUUGAUUAUGCCUAUACAGGAAAAACAGAGAUAACAAAUGAUAAUGUGGAAAUGCUCUUCCAGUUGUCAUCAUUUCUUCAAAUUUCACUCCUUUCCAAAGCUUGCAGUGACUUUCUAGUAAAAACUAUCGAUCUUGUCAAUUGUUUACAAUUGCUUUCCUUGUCAGAAAGUUAUGGGUCUGUUCAUUUGUUUGAUCAUACACUAGAAUUUGCACUGCACCAUUUUUCCUUUUUGCUCAGAUCCGCUGAUUUCUUGGAGAUGAAUUUUGAGAUAUUACAAAAAUGUCUUGAAGCAGAUGAAUUAAAUGUCCCUGAGGAAGAAACUGUGCUGAAAGCUGUCCUUCAGUGGACCAAACAUAACUUAGAAACAAGACAGAAGCAUCUGCCUCAGUUGAUUAAAAAAGUGAGAUUACAUCAUUUAUCUGAAAAGACCCUGCAGGACUUUUUGCACUCUGAAGAACAUUUGUUUAAGAGUGCUAAUUGCUUAGUAAUAAUGAAUGAUGCAAUUAAAAGUGUGCAACAUUCCAGUGGACUGUUUCCAGAUGCUCGCCCUUCAACAACAGAAAAAUAUAUAUUUGUUCACAAAACGGAAGAAAAUGGAGAAAUCAGGCAUACAUUUUGCUAUAAUAUCAAAACUGAUAAAUGGAAAGAGCUGCCACAUACACACAUGAUUGAUCUGCCAGGCUCAAGUUUAUGUAGUUAUGGAGAAAAGAUAUUUAUAACUGGUGGGUGCAAAGGGAACUGCUGUAAGACUAUUAGACUUCAUAUUGCUGAGCCAUUUCAUGAUGCUACUGACCAGACCUGGUGUUACUGUCCAGUCAAAAAUGAAUUCUCUUUGGUGUCACCUAUGAAAAAAACAAGGACAAUGCACACAUCUGUCAUGACCCUAAAUCAGUUGUUUGUAAUUGGUGGAAAAACCCAAGGAGCACAAGACACAAGAAGUCUUUUGGAUGUAGAGUCUUAUAAUCCUCUCUCCAAAAAAUGGAAAUCUGUAAGCCACUUACCAAGAGGCAUAUACUAUCCAGAAGCAAGUGCAUGUCAAAAUAUAAUUUAUGUCCUUGGCUCUGAAGUAGAAAUUACUGAUGCCUUUAAUCCAUCCCUUGAUUGUUUCUUUAAGUAUAAUGCUAUGACCGAUCAGUGGUCUGAGCUUGUAGCAGAGUUUGGACAGUUCUUUCAUGCAACGUUAAUCAAAGCUGUUCCCGUGAACAGCACGUUGUACAUAUGUGACCUUUCCACCUACAAGGUUUACAGUUUUUGCCCAGAAACUUGUGUUUGGAAAGGGGAAGGAUCUUUUGAAUGUGCUGGCUUUAACGCAGGAGCAGUUGGAAUAGAAGACAAAAUUUACAUACUAGGUGGUGACUAUGCUCCAGAUGAAAUUACAGACGAAGUGCAAGUCUAUCACAGUAACAGGUCUGAGUGGGAGGAAGUCUCACCAAUGCCAAGAGCCUUAACUGAGUUUUACUGUCAGGUAAUUCAGUUUAACAAAUGCAGGGACCCGUGGUUCUCUCUUUUGGCAGAGUGCUCUGAAGGAUUUUAAAGGUUCAUAAGGUCAAAAUAGCAUACUUAAGUUUUAACUGUUUAAAAGCUGUUUAAAAAAAUCCUGUAAGUUUUAUUUAUUUUAAACCUCUUCUGUUUAAAAUGUAUUCAGUAGGAUUGUGUGUACAUAUAUUUUGUUGUUCAUAACUAAACAUCUUAAUGGGAUGAAUUAAGAUUUUUUUUAUCCUGGUAGAGGGAGUCUAGACACAGCAUUGUCUCAAUUUUCACUUGCUGCACUGACUUUAGCAAGGGUAAAUACCAAAGAAGCCUUGAUCUUCACAAAGCAUUCAGUCUGAAUACUUAACCUGAAGACAGUAGUCAUUUCUACAGUUUGAUUUUUUUUUUAUCUCUUCCUUGUGGCCUGUUUCACUCGCUUCUUGUGCCUUGGUAGUAGCCAUACUUGCUGUUUUAAUUCUGGCCUUGUGGUAAGGUAAUAUCUUGAUACUGACACCUUUCUACAAGGAUUGCUGUAUUGUAUGUGGCUCACACAGUAACUUCUUGCAGCUGUACAGAUAGUUAUCUCAGUAGUGCUACCAGCCACAGGUAGGCCAAAAGAGAAGGUCUAACCUAAGUCUUCCAUCUGUCAAGCAUAGAAUGCUACUUACUAAGCCACUGUUAAGUGAACUGGGAGGCACAAGUUUGUAAUAAAACUGCUUCAGUGAACUAAAUUGGAAGAGUCCAUAUAACAUUGUAUAUAAAAUGCUAAGUAGAGAACAGAAAUAAAUCCUCCAUCUGUAUAAAUUAAAAUGGACAUGUUUCUGAAGUCAAGUCACUGCAUUUUUUAAAAUUAUAAAUAAAAUUUUAACUAAACUAAAACCAUUCAAGAUAUGUACUUUCACCUUGUACCCAACAAUCCAUUUUGGAUGUACAUAUCACAUGAUAAUCACUACUCUAAAUAUAUUGCUUGAGAAAAUAUUAUGGUAAGCUAAUAUAAUAAUGGUAACGUUUCAGUGAAACAUUUCAUUUGGCAAAUUUAGCACUCUACUUCCAAAGUAGAGUUGUCUUUCAUGGA
Gavialis gangeticus (Gharial) is the source of this 3542-nucleotide messenger RNA. RefSeq names its product kelch repeat and BTB domain containing 3 (gene KBTBD3). Gene Ontology annotation, molecular function: protein binding. The transcript is spliced from 3 exons. Bases 915 to 2531 code for a protein of 538 amino acids. NCBI's taxonomy places the organism in Eukaryota, Metazoa, Chordata, Crocodylia, Gavialidae. The record is from RefSeq and is a predicted model, not a curated record.